GCAUGUUGCCAUGUCGUGGCAUUAACUUUAACGCAACGUUGAUAUUUUAUUUUCAUCGCUGAUAUGUUUUUUCUCUCUCAUUGUAUGUCCCGUAACACAGCUGGUCUUUAUAAAACAUGCGAUCAUCAGGUGUUUCUUUGAGGACCUCCAACACAGCUCAUCUGAGUCAGCUGGAGCAGCUGAGCACCGAGCUGCUGCUGUGAGGGGCGCGGCCUCCCCCUCUCGGCUCCCUGCUGCCGGUUAGCGUCUCUGUAACCGUCACUGGAGGACGGAGCGCUCCGUCCAUCCAUCCAUCCAUCCAUCCAUCCAGCCAUCCAUCCAUCCAUCCAUCCAUCCAUCCAGCCAUCCAGCCAUCCAUCCAUCCAUCCAUCCAUCCAGCCACAGCAGCGGCGGAGAUGGCGGACCCCGCAGCAGAGACCACCAUCAAAGUGGUGUGCCGUUUCAGGCCGCUAAACAGCUCGGAGGUGGCCCGGGGAGACAAGUACAUCCCGAAGUUUCAAGGGGACGACUGUGUGCAUAUUGCGGGUAAACCGUACCACUUUGACCGCGUGUUCCAAUCCGACACAACCCAGGUGCAAUUCUACAACGCCGUGGCUCAGAAGAUUGUCAGAGAUGUUCUGGGGGGCUACAAUGGGACCAUAUUUGCCUACGGGCAGACGUCCUCUGGUAAAACACACACAAUGGAGGGGAAACUCCACGACUCAGAUAUGAUGGGAAUCAUUCCCAGAAUUGUCGAGGACAUCUUCAACUACAUCUACUCCAUGGAUGAGAACCUGGAGUUUCACAUCAAAGUUUCAUAUUUCGAAAUCUAUUUGGACAAAAUCAAGGACUUGUUGGACAUGUCAAAGGUCAACCUCUCUGUGCACGAGGACAAAAACAGGGUGCCCUAUGUCAAGGGGUGUACCGAGCGCUUUGUGAGCUGUCCCGAUGAGGUCAUGGAUGCCAUCGACGAAGGCAAAAGCUGCAGACACGUGGCUGUCACAAACAUGAACGAGCACAGCUCCAGGAGUCACAGCAUCUUCCUCAUCAACAUCAAGCAGGAGAACUCUCAGACUGGACAGAAACUCACCGGCAAGCUGUACCUCGUCGACCUGGCCGGGAGUGAGAAAGUGGGUAAGACGGGAGCAGAGGGGACGGUGCUGGAUGAGGCCAAGAUGAUCAACAAGUCCCUGUCUUCGCUGGGAAAUGUCAUCUCGGCUCUGGCGGAGGGCUCGAGCUACGUGCCGUACAGAGACAGUAAGAUGACCAGGAUCCUACAGGACUCCCUGGGAGGGAACUGUCGGACCACCAUGGUCAUCUGCUGCUCACCGUCCGCUUUCAAUGACGCUGAGACCAGGUCCACGCUGAUGUUUGGACAGAGGGCAAAGACCAUCAAGAACACCGUGACCCUGAACGUGGAGCUGACCACGGAGCAGUGGAAGAAGAAGUGGGAGAGAGAGAACGAGAAGAACAAGACGCUGAAAAACACCGUCACCUGGCUGGAGGCCGAGCUCAACCGCUGGAGGAGCGGAGAGAGUGUGCCGGUGGAGGAUCAGUUCGACAAAGAGAAGGCCAAAGCAAAGGUCCAGGCCCUGGACAGCACCCUCAACAACGAUAAGACGGCACCCGCGCCGGCCCUCAGCACCCUCCCUGGGGUCAAACUCACCGAGGCAGAGACGCAGAAGUACGGCGCCGAAAUGGCCAAGCUCUACAAAGAGCUGGAUGACAAGGACGACGAGAUCAACCAGCAGUCUCAGCUGUUGGAGUCGCUGGAGCAGCAGAUGUUGGACCAGGAGGAGCUCUUGGGCUCCUCCCGCCGUGACCACGACAUCCUGCAGACAGAGCUGAACCGGCUGCUGGCGGAGAACGAAGCCUCCAAGGAGGAGGUGAAGGAGGUGCUGCAGGCCCUGGAGGAGCUGGCCGUCAACUACGACCAGAAGAGUCAGGAAGUCGAGGACAAGGCGCAGGAGUUUGAGGCCCUCAGUGAGGAGCUGAACGAGAAAUCGAGCUCCUUGGCCUCCAUUGAUUCUGAACUCCAGAAGCUGAAGGAGAUGACCAACCACCAGAGGAAGAGGGUGACUGAGAUGAUGUCAUCAUUACUCAAAGACCUGGCUGAGAUCGGCAUCGCUGUGGGGAGCAACGACAUAAAGCAACAAGAGAGCAGCGGCCUCAUUGACGAGGAGUUCACCAUGGCCCGUCUCUUCAUCAGUAAGAUGAAGUCGGAGGUGAAGACGAUGGUGAAGCGGAGCAAACAGCUGGAGAGCUCCCGGGCCGAGAGCACCCAGAAGAUGGAGGAGACGGAGAUGGAGCUGAUUGCCUUCCGGCUCCGAGUCUCCCAGCAUGAAGCCAAAAUCAAGUCCCUGACAGACAGCCUCCAGAAUGUGGAGCAGAAGAAACGACAGCUGGAGGAACAUGUGGACUCUCUGAAUGAGGAAAUAGUCCGGAUCAAAGCCCAAGCUUUACUCUUUCCAGAGAAAGUCAACACCAUGGAGAAGGAGAACGAGAUCCAGUCUGCCCAUGAAGUCAAGGACGCGGUGGAGAAGCAGAUCCAGUCUCACAGACAGGUCCAUCAGAAGCAGAUAAGCAGCCUGAGAGACGAGCUGGACAACAAGGAGAAGCUCAUGACGGAGCUGCAGGAUCUGAACCAGAAGAUCAUGCUGGAGCAGGAGAGGCUGAAGGUGGAGCAUGAGAAGCUCAAGGCUGCAGACCAGGAGAAGAGCCGCCAGCUGCAAGACCUCACGUAAC
Molecule: messenger RNA, 2724 nt
Organism: Anarrhichthys ocellatus (wolf-eel)
Lineage: Eukaryota; Metazoa; Chordata; Actinopteri; Perciformes; Anarhichadidae
Product: kinesin-1 heavy chain-like
Exons: 20
Coding region: 396-2723 (775 amino acids)
Biological process (GO): microtubule-based movement
Molecular function (GO): ATP binding; microtubule binding; microtubule motor activity
Source: RefSeq, a predicted model, not a curated record